[Candida] anglica is the source of this 573-nucleotide messenger RNA. Lineage: Eukaryota; Fungi; Ascomycota; Pichiomycetes; Serinales; Debaryomycetaceae. The record is from the annotation of a GenBank genome assembly.
AUGAAAUUGAUUCAUAUCAUUGUUUUAUUCACCCAAGCUUCUGUUACAUUUCCUGUGGUGAUUGGACAGAAUAUCUUAAAUUACCAUGUUAAUAAGGAUGUCAGCUCACAAGGAGUAUACAAAUGUGAGAAGAGUGAAGACAAAGAAGGAGAAGCUGGUGGGUAUCAAUGUAUUAUUGAUAUUCUUGAUAUAUCGAGCGCCACCAAAGAAAGAUCAGACUCGGUAACGGAUUUAGGAUACUUUGGAUGUCUGUCUGAGGAAGAAGGGAAGUACUCCUGUGUUAUUACUCAAAAGAAUCUUCUAGCAAUUGCAGAAUUACCUCCAUACUUGGGUCUUUUCUACUGUGAUAGUUUAGAAUCUUCUACACAUUUAGGCUAUAAUUGUCUGGUGGCCGUAGGAAAGAAGGGAGAAGAGAUUACACAUAAACAGCUCGGGAAAAGAGAAGGAAACGUGCCUGAAUAUGUGGGAGUGUUCUGGUGCACUGAUAAGAUAGCGAACAACUAUAUUUGUAAUCUUAAAAUUGGGAAUAUUGACGAUAAGCUUUUCGCAGAGAGUUUCCUUUUGGGAAACUAG